Musca domestica (house fly) is the source of this 2126-nucleotide messenger RNA. RefSeq names its product transcription factor grauzone. The transcript is spliced from 5 exons. Bases 291 to 2036 code for a protein of 581 amino acids. Gene Ontology annotation, cellular component: nucleus. Lineage: Eukaryota; Metazoa; Arthropoda; Insecta; Diptera; Muscidae. Gene Ontology annotation, molecular function: zinc ion binding. The record is from RefSeq and is a predicted model, not a curated record.
AAAUAUUCGUGUGAUUGAUUUGUUUAUAUUUUCUUAAUUUUACAAUAUAUAAACAUUAAAAGCAUUUAAACGGUAAUUAAAGUUAUGCAUAAAAGAGUCACAGUGUGGAGCAAUCAUGGAAGACCAAUAAUAACAGGAUUUCACCAUCCUCAUAAUCAAUUAGACACCUAUAUUCUGCAAUGUCUCGAUUUGGAUAAGAAACAUUUGUAGGCGAACCCAAAAGAAAAACACAAUUGUGUACAUAUUUCCAUUAUUGUACAACUCCAACCCAGUGCGAUUAAUGAUUAAAAAUGGUGGAAUGUUUACUCUGUUUGAAAACCACAAAAGAUGCAGUUGAGUCUGACUGCAUACUGGUCGAUUCGGCCCAAUGGGAAGACCUAGCUAUUAAAAAGUUAAUCGAUAAACAUCUAUGGCCUAUUGACACCAUUACUCCUCAAUCAUGCCUUUGUCCAACUUGCUGGCAAGAAUUAAAUGGAUUUCAUAAUUUUUAUACUCGCAUCGAGGAGGCCCACAAUGAUUAUAAAUCGCUUUUAAAAGCGGAAAUCGAUCCAUUGGAAGAAGAGAGUAAGCCAAAAGACUUGCUCUUGGAAAAUCUGCUCGAACCGGAAAUAGUAAUUGGACAAACACUGGAUGUUGCCAUAGUUAUAAAACAAGAAAAUGAGGAAACGGCAAUUAUUCCAAAAAUUGAUAGUGACAAUGAAAAAGAUCCCAAAUCACAAACCCAAUCAGAUGAUGAUAGAGAAUUCAUGGAUGAUUAUAGUGGUAACAGUGAUGAGAGUGAAGAAAGUGACAGCGAUGACGACUUGCCACUGAUACAUAGAACAAAAAAAUCUCCAGCGAAAGCUAAAUCUGAAGUAAGCCUUGAAUCCGAUGAUGGCAGUGUUGAUCCCGAUCCAUUGCAGCCACGUCGACGAGGACGCAAAAAAUCAUCGUCUGAGGUGAAAUCAAAUUCAGCGACUAGGAAAUCGUACUAUCAGCCCAAAACCAAUCGCUUAGAACAUGAUAAAUUUUUGCAACAACACUAUAAAAUAACAUGCAACAAAUGCCAUUUGCCCUUCGACACAUUCCCUCUGCUCUGUAAACAUUACAGUAAAGAGCACAAUGAACGCGGCUUUGUAACAUGUUGUGAAAUGAAAUUCUAUGAUCGUAGUUUACUAGUGGAUCACAUUAAUUUCCAUUUAAAUCCCGAGUAUUUUAAGUGCAAAGAAUGUGGUAAGGUUUUAACACAAAGACGUUGUUUGUGGGCCCACAUGAAACUGCACGAAGAGAAGAAAUUUUGUUGUGAUGUUUGCGAUAAGAAAUUUGUACAAAAAUCUAAAUUGGAGAGACAUAAACUGACACAUUUGCCGCAGCAGGAGAAAAAGUAUCCUUGCAGUGAGUGUGGUAAAUUCUUUGGCAAUGAAUAUGUUUUGACACAACAUCAUAGGGUGGUCCACUUAAACAUCUACGCCAAGGUGUGUGAGGUUUGUGGUCAAACUAUGCCCGAUUCGAAUUCUUUUAAGCGGCACAUGGAAAAGCAUGAGAACAUAAGUGAAACUAAAACAGCAACACCCACGGCAACGGUUAAGUGUGAUGAUUGUGGUCUAAUAUUGGCUGGACCACUUAAUUUAAAACGCCACAGAGAUUUACAGCAUCCGCCAGGUGGCAAACGGGAUUACACCUGUCAUAUAUGCUCGAAAGUAUCACCUAAUAUGAGAGCUUUGAAAAAACACAUACGCUGUACACACGAAAUGGGCUACGAUUUCAAGUGUACAAUGUGUGAGAAGGCAUUUAAACGAUCGGAUAAUUUAAAGGCGCACAUGAGUACCCAUACUGGCACACCGCUCUAUUCCUGUCCGUGGUGUCCGAAAACAUUCAACUCAAAUGGCAAUAUGCAUAAUCAUCGAAAAAAGGCUCAUCCCGCUGAAUGGGAAGAGGCGCGUCGUAAAAAGUAUUCUGGCAAUUUGCCGCCUAAUUUUAAGCCGCCAACUACAACUACGACGAACAACAAUUCCUCCCAUUACUUUCCAGUAACAGUAAACAUGAAUGGCAACUAGUUUUAAUGAUUUUAUAUUAAACAAAAAAUAAAUUAAGAAAAAACAAACAACAAAUACAAUUAUGUUAAUUGGUAUACAUAUAUAGAAAAA